GUGUGUGUGUGUGUGUGUGUGCUGGUGGGCGGAGCCUGUAGCAGCAGAAGGCUCAUUGUCUGAGGAGGCAGAGGGAGAGAGAGGGAGAGAGAGGGAGGAGGGAGGGCCGAGCGAGCUAGACAAAGACUGCAGCUGUGGGAGAGAGAGAGAGAGAGAGAGACAAAGAGGAGGGAGGCCGACUCUCUCUUUCUUUCUUUAUGUGGGGGAGGAGAGGGGGAGGAUUAACCGGCUUAUCUGCGACACGCGCUCACAUACAACACACACACAUCUCAUAUAAACACACACACACAGCGACACAGCAUCAGAGCUUCAUCUGGAUCAGCAUCAUCAUCAUCAGCAUCAUCAGCAUCAUCAGCAGCAGCGGCGGCGGCGGCGGCGAGAGACAAAGACACACACAGACAGACAGAGAGAGAGACGGGAGGUGAAGGGAGACGAUCUUCACCGUCUGACGAGAGACAGACAGACAGACAGGAGGAGAGAGAGAGAGACAGGCCUUCACCAACUCCACCGCCUGUCUGUGUUCAGCGUGUGAUGGCCGACCACAUGUUCCUGCUGCUGUGUGUCUGCUGAGCGUGUGUGUGUUGUUGUAGGUGGGUGUGUUCGCUGUGUGUGUUCGCUGCGUGUGUUCAGUGUGUGUGUGAUGGGGAACGCAGAGAGCAUGGAGAGCCAGCUGGCGGUGAUCCGGUCCAGAGCCGCCCCGGUUCGACUCCCGAUGCCCGACCCGGCCGAGCUGGAGGAGAGGUUCUCCAUCGCACUGAAUUCGAUGAACCUGCCUCCUGACAAGGUGCGUCUGCUGCGUUCCUAUGACAACGAGAAGAAGUGGGAGCUGAUCUGUGACCAGGAGAGGUUUCAGGUGAAGAACCCUCCACACACCUACAUCCAGAAACUGAGAGGCUUCCUCGACCCGGCCGUCACACGCAAGAAGUUCAGAAGACGAGUUCAGGAGUCGACUCAGAUGCUCAGAGAGCUUGAGAUUUCUCUUCGCACAAACCAUAUCGGGUGGGUCAGAGAGUUUCUGAAUGAGGAGAAUCGCGGUCUGGAUGUUCUGGUCGAGUAUUUGUCCUUUGCUCAGUACGCCGUCACGUUUGAUGGUGAGCAGUCGGAUGCCGGAGGUGAGGUUUCGUCCAUAGACUCACCCUGGAGUCGGUCCAUAGAGGAUCUCCAUGGCGACUGCAGCCUCCCCUCCCCAUCCUCCUCUGUACCCCGAGCAGCUCGACACUCCAUCAGUUCGACUCUGGUGACUCGGUCCAACACUCUGCCGAGUCGUCGAACUCUGAAGAAUUCACGACUCGUCUGUAAGAAAGACGACGUUCACGUUUGCGUCAUGUGUCUGAGAGCUAUCAUGAACUAUCAGUACGGAUUCAACAUGGUGAUGUCUCAUCCUCACGCUGUCAAUGAAAUCGCCCUCAGCCUCAACAACAGGAACCCCAGGACAAAGGCUCUGGUGUUGGAGUUGUUGGCGGCGGUGUGUUUGGUCAGAGGAGGACAUGAGAUCAUCCUGUCGGCCUUCGACAAUUUCAAAACCGUGUGUUCAGAGUCGAUGCGUUUUGAGAAGUUGAUGGAACAUUUUAAGAACGAAGACGACAACAUCGACUUUUUGGUGGCCUGUAUGCAGUUCAUAAACAUCGUGGUUCACUCGGUGGAGGACAUGAACUUCAGAGUCCAUCUGCAGUACGACUUCACUAAACUCAACCUGGACGAACACCUGGAGAGGCUGAAGCACACAGAGAGCGACAGGCUACAGGUUCAGAUUCAGGCGUACCUCGACAACGUGUUUGAUGUCGGGACGUUGCUGGAGGACGCUGAGACCAAAACUGCUGCUCUGGAACGAGUCGAGGAGCUGGAGGAGAGCCUGGGAACGAUGUCAGAGCGUCUGUUGGACGUGGAGAACGAAGCGAUGCUGAAGAUCGUCGAACUCGAGAAACAGCUGAUGCAAACCAACAAGGAACUGGACCACAUCCGGGAUGUGUAUGCGAGCACUAACUCUCAGGUGCACACCUUGCGGCGGAUGGUUCGGGAGAAGGACCAAACAAUCCGGCGUCAAAGUCGUCUGGAGCGUCAGGCUCAGGAGGCCCAGCAGGCCGGAGGACCCGGAGCUCCUCAACCCCAGAGAGGAGAGGGAGACGGGGGGGUAGCUGACUCCGCCUCCCCCUCACCUCCACCCUGUCCUAACCUGUCCCCCAGUCCUGAAACCGUAGCCUAUCACAGCAUGGGACCAGGGAUAGGCGGAGCUCCGGGGAUGCCAGCCCCACCCCCUCCCCCUCCUCCACCACUGCCAGACACAGUGUCCAAUGGGUCGUACCCUGCACCUCCUCCCCCUGCUCCCCCUCCUCCCCCUCCUCCGCCUCCUCCCCCCUGUCGGACCAGCGAGCUCUCAUCCUCCGUGCCCAUGCCCCCCCCUCCUCCCCCUGUGGCCCCCCCUCUCCCGGGGUCGGGGGGGUCGCCCACAGUCAUCUUUAACUCAGGACUCGCAGAGGGUCCUCUCAAGUUAUUCUCGGUGAAGAUAAAGAAGCCGAUCCAGACGAAGUUCAGGAUGCCGGUGUUGAACUGGGUCGCCCUGAAGCCAAGUCAGAUCAACGGGACCGUCUUCAACGACAUAGACGACGAGUCCAUCCUGCAGGACCUGGAUGUGGAGGGGUUUGAGGAGCUGUUCAAGACGAAGGCUCAGGGUCCGGCGGUGGACUUGACCCUGUCCAGACAGAAACUUCCUCAGAAAGCUCCAUCCAAGGUUUCUCUGCUGGAGGCCAACAGAGCCAAAAACCUGGCCAUCACUCUGAGGAAGGCCGGCCAGGGGCCAGAGGUCAUUUGUCGGGCCAUCCACACCUUUGACCUGCGGACGGUUCGGGUCGAUUUUGUGGAGUGUCUGAUGCGUUUCCUGCCAACGGAGGCCGAGGUGAAGCUUCUACGGCAAUACGAGAGGGACAGAAAACCUCUGGAGGCUCUGAGCGACGAAGACCGGUUCAUGAUGCAGUUCAGUCGCAUUGAAAGACUCAAUCAGCGCAUGUCGAUCAUGACCUUCAUGGGCAACUUCACUGACAACGUCCAGAUGUUAACUCCGCAACUCCACGCUAUGAUCGCUGCUUCAGUUUCUAUAAAAUCGUCUCAGAAGCUCAAGAAGAUCCUCGAGAUCAUCUUGGCUCUGGGGAACUACAUGAACAGCAGUAAGCGAGGAGCUGUGUACGGAUUCAAACUGCAGAGUUUAGACCUGCUGCUGGACACGAAGUCGACGGACAGGAAACAGACAUUGCUUCAUUACAUCUCCAACGUGGUGAGAGAGAAAUAUCCUGCAGUGUCUCUGUUUUACAAUGAGCUUCACUAUGUCGACAAGGCCGCCGCAGUGAGUCUGGAGAACGUGCUGUGUGAUGUGAAGGAGCUGCAGCGUGGCAUGGAGCUCACCUGGAGAGAGUUCAGUGUUCAACACAACGCCAUGCUCAAAGACUUCAUCAGCAGGCACGAGUCCCGACUCAGCAAACUGCAGGAGGACGCACGCAUCGCUCAGGAUGCGUUUGAAGACGUGGUGAAAUUUUUCGGGGAGAGCUCCAAGACAAUGCCGCCGUCCGUCUUCUUCCCCAUCUUCGUUCGUUUCAUUAAAGCGUACAGGCUGGCGGAGGAGGAGAACGAGCAGAGGAGGCGUCAAGAGCAGAUGUUACUGGAGAAACUGGAGCAGGAGGAGCAGCAGGAGGAGGAGGAGACCAAGUCUCCGUCCCACAGGGGGAAGCGGCAGCAGCAGGAGCUGAUCACUGAGCUCAGACGACGGCAAGGAAAAGACAGCCGCCAUGUCUACGAAGGGAAGGACGGAGCCAUAGAGGACAUCAUCACAGCUCUGAAGACCGUCCCCUUCACGGCCCGAUCGGCCAAACGCAGCUCUCGAUUCUUCUGUGACCCCGCCCACUCCGAGGAGCACUACUAAGAGAGAUCGAGAGAGACAUUACAUCAGAGAGAGAGCUCUUAUACAUCAGCAUGUUUGAGGAUGAUGACACGUCGCCUUCAGAUGGCCACACCCACUUCUAAUCACUGGGACCAAUUAGCACUUUGAACAUUUCUGAUCAAUCGAUCAACUGAUGAGCUGAUGACAUCAUGUUUUGUAUGUUAUUUUAUUGGUCAGUUUGUGCACAGACCAGGUGCCCAGACAUCACCUGACCUCUGACCUCUGACCUUUUGGUUUUCGUUUUCACAUCUGCUGCCUGUUCCUUAUUCCAGAAGUCGGUUUAUGUAGUCCGGCCUGACUGCUGUCAAACCAAACUCCAUUCAAAAAUUUGGCAACUUAAAGUGUCUCGACUGACGAAAGUCCACAGCUGGUGGAGCAGCACGCUCUACAACAACUAACCUCCGCGUUUCGGAUCUGAUGCCAACGGUUACAAAAGACAACAACAGGCUGAUCUGGGGUCAGUCUGGUUCCACAGAGAUUGAACAAUCUCAAGACAAGAAACACUCAGUAGCUAAUCUUGAGCUUUUGAUCACAUCACAUGGUCUUCCUCAACAGAUGGAGAUGCCCAGUUGAAUUGUAGCUGGUAUUGUUAAUAUGACAUGUUUGACAUGGACGCACAAACACUUCUUUAACAAUAGCUAAAGAUCCCGACUGAGUCGGAUCAUGUGAAGACUAAAAACGUUAAAGAAAGUUCUGGGUCAGUUCAGUGAGGAAACCUUUUUUAAGUUAACCGUAAACGUCAAAAGGUUUUUAGAAACGUUCUGAAACACUUCCUGCGUCAGUGGUCAGCAGGUUUCAAAGUGCCAGCCACUAUUAAAAACCAGAUCCAAAGUCCUGGUUUGAGAUCAGCAGGUCUGUGGUUCUUCUGGGUUCCUUCGGUCAGUGUCUUAUACUGGAUCUUGUACAGGGUUCUACUCCUUCCACUACGUUGUGUUCUACUGUGUUCUUCUGUAUUUACUAGCCUUACCAGAGCCGGGGAUAAACAGAGUCUGGCACCUUUCUAAAGGGUUCGGGUUACCCUUCCAUUAAGUUACAUUACAACAGGAAACAGUGUUAGCAAGAAGCAUUAGCAUUCACAAAAAAGUGUCAAAUUGGACGUUAGAGCCAAAAUCCUUGCCAAACUCUGGUUAUCUGUGCCUCUGGCUGUCCCCAGUCACCUUCCUCAACCCGACCCUUCCUUUCACUGCAUGUCCUCUUUAGUCCUGCUGUUAGCGUGUUAGCUAGCACCAGAGCCACACCAGCAGAAGCAUCGACUUUAGCCUCAAACAUGUUUUAUCCAGUAACACAAUGUAAGUAUGUGAAUGCAGAAGCUACAAAUGUGUUAUUAUUUAAAAAUGUGCCACCUGAAGGUCAUGACUCAGGUGUGAGCUGCAGUUCGAAGCGCCGUGGUGAGGGGGCGCUGCAGCAGACAACAGAACAAGGAAACUCUUGAUUAGUUUGCUCUUUCAUAACUGUGAUGGCCAGCUGGUUUGACCAGUUUGUCUCCACGCAGCCGUGAGUCUGCACUGAUUAAACUGGAUGAUUUACUUACAUGUUUCAGGUGAAGAGAAGAUAAAUGAUUUAAUGAUGAAACUGUGGAGGCCAACUUCAGCCUUCAGUCUGUAACAUGAUGGAGUGAACAGGAGGUCAGUCUGCUGGUGAGGCUCUGGUCGGGACACACCUGGACGGACAUAAAGAGACAUGGACACACCUGUAAAAACAUGGAAAAAUCUGGGAAGCCUGGACAGACCUGGACCAACGAGGACAAACCUGGAUGGACAAUGUAAAAAUGUGACCUGACCUGGACAGAUCGGCACAGACCUGUAGUGUUGUCCUGCAGUGUUUCUGGGGUCCCUGUUGGCCUGUGGAGAGUCCAGCCUCAAACUAAAGAAAGUCACUGACGUGUCCGGUCCCAGUAGUCCCGCAUCCCCACCCUCUCUACCCGCCUCUUCAUUUCAGACCUUAAACCAUCAUUUCAAGUCAAAACAAGACGAAAAAAGUGAAACAGCACAAAGUUUUCUACGUGUACAUACAUUUUCUAGAAAGCUGUGUAGCGUUGCUCGUACUCUCUUCAGUGUUUGUUGGUUGUUGGUGGUGAUUCUGCACUUGCUGGUGUAAAUAAAACACACCCUGUCUACAUGA
Molecule: messenger RNA, 6049 nt
Organism: Siniperca chuatsi (mandarin fish)
Lineage: Eukaryota; Metazoa; Chordata; Actinopteri; Centrarchiformes; Sinipercidae
Gene: fmnl2b
Product: formin-like 2b
Exons: 28
Coding region: 641-3910 (1089 amino acids)
Biological process (GO): regulation of cell shape; cortical actin cytoskeleton organization; cell migration
Cellular component (GO): cytosol
Molecular function (GO): small GTPase binding; actin filament binding
Source: RefSeq, a predicted model, not a curated record